AUGGUUGAAACAUUCAGUUUUGCUCAUUUGGCUUAUUUGGUCUUUGAGUCCGUUUUACAGGUUGUCAUCAUCGCACUGGCUGGGUUUUGGAGUGCAAGUACUGGUUUGUUGCCCAAACAAAGUCAAAAAAUCAUCUCGUUGCUGAAUGUGGAUCUUUUUACACCAUGUCUUAUCUUCAGUAAAUUAGCCAAAUCACUAUCCAUGGCCAAAAUCCUCGAAAUAGCCGUUAUCCCAAUUUUUUUUGGUUUGACUACUGGUAUUUCAUUUAUAUCUGGUAAAUUGAUGGGCCAUAUUCUGAGCUUAGAUAAAGAUGAAACGAAUUUUGUGGUGGCGAACUCUGUCUUUGGGAACAGUAAUUCGUUGCCCGUGUCCCUGACAUUAUCUUUAGCAUAUACUCUUCCCAACCUAACUUGGGACCAAAUCCCUAAUGAUAACAGAGAUAAUGUCGCAUCAAGGGGGAUUCUAUACUUGCUGAUUUUUCAACAAAUUGGCCAAAUGUUGAGAUGGAGUUGGGGCUAUAAUAAAUUAAUGAAAUGGUCCGGAGAGAACACUCAACAUAUGCCACCAUCUCAAGUGCAAUCUUUAUUGGAGAGAACACCCAAUAUUGAUAACGAAGAAAUUGUCAAUGAAGAACAAGAAGAACAGGAGCUUCUUGAACAAGAGAAUAGUCGUUUGAAUUCAUCUUUUUUGAGUUCAAGUUCCAUCGGUGACAAAAUCUGGCAAAAGUCAUGUGCUAUAUUUGAACGGAUCAGAGCAAACUUGAACCCUCCAUUAUACUCCAUGAUUUUUGCAAUUAUUGUGGCUGCCAUUAGUCCAUUGCAAAAAGAACUAUUCAUGGAGGAUGGCUUCAUCAAUAACACUUUUGCUGAAGCUGUUGCACAACUGGGUUCCGUAUCCAUUCCAUUGAUUCUUGUAGUCCUUGGCUCCAAUUUAUAUCCCUCCGCUGAAGUUUUUCCCAAGACAAUUCACCAUAACAAAUUAUUGAUUGGUUCCAUAAUUGGCAGAAUGAUCUUACCUUCGUGCUUUCUUCUGCCCAUCAUAGCUAUUGCUGUCAAGUACAUUAAUGUGAGUAUUUUAGAUGAUCCAAUCUUUCUUGUUGUCGGAUUUCUUUUGACUGUUUCCCCUCCUGCCAUUCAACUAACUCAAAUUACUCAAUUAAACGAAUUUUUCGAGGCUGAGAUGGCUGACAUUCUGUUUUGGGGGUAUGCAGUUUUAAGUUUGCCCGUAAGUAUUAUUGUUGUCUCAGGGGCAAUCUACGUUUUACAAUGGGCUAAUCCAACUUAA
Molecule: messenger RNA, 1284 nt
Organism: Saccharomyces mikatae IFO 1815
Lineage: Eukaryota; Fungi; Ascomycota; Saccharomycetes; Saccharomycetales; Saccharomycetaceae
Exons: 1
Coding region: 1-1284 (427 amino acids)
Biological process (GO): transmembrane transport
Cellular component (GO): membrane; endoplasmic reticulum
Source: RefSeq, a predicted model, not a curated record